Messenger RNA from Sinocyclocheilus grahami, 1251 nucleotides. Its product is annotated as endothelial cell-specific chemotaxis regulator-like. The record is from RefSeq and is a predicted model, not a curated record. NCBI's taxonomy places the organism in Eukaryota, Metazoa, Chordata, Actinopteri, Cypriniformes, Cyprinidae. Bases 251 to 1033 code for a protein of 260 amino acids. The transcript is spliced from 10 exons.
UCUCAGCAGGGCGUUGUAAUACUAUGUGCACUCCCUCGUGUGUUACUAUUAUAUCCAACAGGAAACAGAUUUGGACAUACUGGUUAAUGCUUCAACCAAACUCACUCGCUCAAGAAUAUUUCCAUAGUUGUUCGGCUUUGUUUUUCAUAUUUUACACAUACAUAAGUACUGUAAAUAUUUCCUGAUAUCUGGGAUAUAUACGACCGGUCCUGUGUAGGUGGAUGAGAGUAAAACCCAUUUGGAUUGAGACAUGGAGCAGCUCUUUUUUCUUCUCAUUCCCUUGUUUGCAUCUUCAUCCAUAAUCUCAGCAGAAGUCCAAACUGAAAAAACUGUGACUUACACUUUGUCAUCUCAUUAUGAGAAUGGCAUGACCAGUCACACCUCAAAAACUGUGAGCACAACCACAGCUCCUGUAUCUUCUAGCCACACAGGCAGUACUGAUGGAUCCAGCCUCUCUUCGCAUACCACAUCAGGACAGUCCAUCAUCACCAGCUCCACGUUAACCACACUAAAAUCCUACACUGACACAACUUUAAAUUCCACCUCAUCCCCAGCGGCCAAAAUAACAGGCAGUACUGAUGGAUCCGGCCUCUCUUCACAUAACACAUCAGUGGGUGUUUCUCUGCUUCCAAAGACUUCAGCAACCGCUAAUUCAAACAUCAGCAUGUCAGAGGUGACUGCAACACCUUCACAGGCACCAGACAGCGGUCUCACUUUGCUCGCCUUUGGUGUGAUGAGUCUUAUACUCAUUUUAAUUGUUGUCAUGGUGGUCUUGGUGACCGCUAUCAACCUCAGGGGACGGUGUAGAAAUACUAAACAGCAUGAGGGUAUUAAAAGCUGUGAUUUUGUGGUGUCUGACAGCAGCAUGACCAGCUACUGUGAGAAAGAGAGCAUCACUCUUGUCUCUGUGAGGACAAUAAACACAGAAAACAAUACAGAUUCUCCCCAGAUGUCUUCAGUUCGUAGCACUAUAGUGGAUAAUGAUGACCAAGAAUUUACCAGAGACCUGCUGGGCAUCAAAGAUGGACUGUGAUUUUACUCAGUUCGUAGUGCACGAGAUUGGAGGCUGCAUACUCUAUUUAUACUAUUAAAUGAAUGUGAAUUAAUGUGCCUUUAGCUAAUGGUCAGUGUACAGACCACACAUCAUGUUUAUGACAUGCAUUGAUGCACUCACUGCAUUUAAAAUAUCUCAUGCUCUCAUAUAUUAAACAUGACACAUGCUUCAUUGAUAAAUAAAAUGUCACUUUUGUG